Syngnathus acus (greater pipefish) is the source of this 10918-nucleotide messenger RNA. It is a transcript of the gene dnah9l, whose product is annotated as dynein, axonemal, heavy polypeptide 9 like. Gene Ontology annotation, biological process: microtubule-based movement. The coding region runs from base 67 to 10878 and encodes 3603 amino acids. Gene Ontology annotation, cellular component: dynein complex. The transcript is spliced from 77 exons. The record is from RefSeq and is a predicted model, not a curated record. Gene Ontology annotation, molecular function: ATP binding; dynein intermediate chain binding; dynein light intermediate chain binding. NCBI's taxonomy places the organism in Eukaryota, Metazoa, Chordata, Actinopteri, Syngnathiformes, Syngnathidae.
UCACUUCUGGCAGUGUCUGACCUGAACAGCAGCGAGUGGCAGGCCUACUCUAACUAUGUGGACCACAUGAUCCUGGCAGGCUUCUCUCACGCCAUCCAGUGCUCUCUACAGUACCUGCUAGACAACACUGAUGCAGCCCAGCGUGUCAGUCCGCUGUUUGAGGUCCAGUUGGUGUUGAACGGCAGCGAGAUGUGCUUUAACCCUCCGCUAGACUUUAGCAACAGAGGCAACUUCUUUGAUAUUGUGGACAACAUGGUUGCUAACAUUCUCAAGAUGGCAUCCUUCAUCCCCAGAGUUGCAAAGCACACGCAUCAGAAUAACUACCAGAGUGACAUCAAUGAAAUGAAGGAUUUGUCCGAAAUGUGUUACGCUUUACGCGCUCGAGCACAUGCAGCUAUCAGCAAGGUUCGGGAAUAUCAAGCAUCAUUCAACAGCUACCGCUAUCUCUGGACUGAUGACAGGUCUGAAUUUAUGAGUCAGUUCCUGCUCUAUGGCCACGUAUUGACAACGGAGGAAGCUGAGCUGUAUGCAGACUAUGAACUGAAGAAGAACCCACCCACCCUGGAAAACUUUAAAGAGCAGAUCAAUCUGUUUGAGUCUCUGCAUGAGCAAGUGAGCAAGAUGGAGGAUGGGAGGGUUUUCUGCAACUGGUUGCAGCUGGACAUCAGACCCUUCAAGCACACGCUCAUGAACAUCAUCAAGAGAUGGAGUUGGAUGUUCAAGGAGCACCUGCUCAACCACGUCAACCAAAGCGUGAAGGAACUGUCCUCUUUUGUCCACAACACAGCCCAUGGUCUUUCUAACAAGGUGUCGGAUGGAGACUAUGCUGGCUUGGUGGAUAUCAUGGGACAUCUCAUGGCCAUGAGAGAUAGACAAAUCAGCAACGAACAAGACUUUAAACCUCUCAAAUCCACCGCGGAGCUCCUCAAGACUUAUGGGCAACAACUCCCUGAGAGCGUCUACACACAGUUAGAAGAGCUACCAGAGAGGUGGAAGAGUUUGAAGAAAAUCGCGUUCACAGUCAAACACGAAGUGGCACCGCUGCAGUCUAACGAAGUUUCAGUUAUCCGCAGGAAAUGUGCCCGGUUUGAGGUCAAGCAGUAUGAAUUCAGGGAGCGGUUCCAUACCGAGGUGAUUUUUAAGAUCAGUGUGGAAGAGCCGUACAAGCAAAUUGAUAAGUCUAACUGUGCAGUAGCCGCAAUGGAGGCAGAAAUGAAGGUGCUCCAGGACACCGCCGAUCUGUUCGAGGUUAGCUUCCCAGACUACAAGCAACUACGCCAGUGUCGCAGUGACAUCAUCCUCGUCAAAGCAGUGUGGGAUAUGGUCAUUUUUGUCAAGAGCAGCAUAGAGGACUGGACCAAGACACCAUGGAAAGAGAUCAACGUCGAGCAAAUGGACAUGGAGCUCAGACGUUUUGCAAAGGAGAUGAAGAUGCUAGAUAAGGAUGCACGUUUGUGGGAUGUCUACGUGGGUCUGGAGUCAACGGUAAAGAACCUGCUGACGUCUCUGAGAGCGGUCAAUGAGUUGCAGAACUCUGCUGUCAGGGAGAGACACUGGCAGCAGCUAAUGAAUACAACCAAGGUAACGUUUGUGAUGGGAGAGGACACUACUCUCGGAAACCUGUUGGAAUUGCAGCUUCACCGUGUGGAGGACGAGGUCAAAAAUAUAGUGGACAAGGCCGUGAAAGAAAUGGCGAUAGAGAAGGUCUUGUCAGAGAUUAAGCAGACAUGGAGUUUUAUGUCAUUGUCCUAUGACACUCACGUCAAUACUGGAAUCCCUCUCCUCAAAGCAGAUGAGAACCUGAUAGAAACCCUUGAAGACAACCAAGUGCAGCUGCAAAACAUCCUCAUGAGCAAGUAUGUGGAAUAUUUUCAGCCAGAAGUGAGUGUAUGGCAGAGGAAGCUGAUGGUGGCUGACCUGGUCAUCUCCUUGUGGAUGUCAGUGCAGAAGACCUGGGCCCACCUCAACAGCAUCUUCACCAACAGCCAUGACAUCCGCUGCCAGCUGGCCAGCGAUGCUGAGCGCUUCCAGGGAAUACACAAUGACUUUCAGAGUUUGAUGAGUCAGGUGGUGCAGAACAGUAAUGUGUUAGAAGUGACCAACCAGCCUGGCUUCCUGGAGAACCUGGAGGCACUGCAGCAGAGACUGUCUGUAUGUGAGAAGGCCCUGGCAGAGUACCUGGAGACCAAGAGGCUCACAUUCCCCAGAUUUUACUUUGUGUCUGCUUCCGACCUGCUGGAGAUUGUCUCCAAGGGAACGCAACCCAAACAGGUGACCAAACACUUGCUCAAGCUAUUUGACAACAUAGCAGACCUUCGCUUCAAGGAGUCACACAGAGAUGAAGGAGCAGCUAUGGACGGCGACACCGUGUCCGUAGGGAUGUACAGCCGGGAGGGAGAAUAUGUUCCAUUCUCCGAGCCGUGUGUCUGUGAAGGACAGGCGGAGUGCUGGUUGGGUGCACUGGAGAGCUGCAUGCGCCGGACCAUUCAGAAGGAAAUCCAGGAGGCGGUAGCCGCCUACGAAGACAAACCACGAGAUCAGUGGCUCUUUGAUUACCCUGCACAGGUGGGAUUGACUGGCAGUCAGGUGUGGUGGGCCACAGAUGUGGGGAUUGCAUUUGCAAGGGUGGAGGAAGGAUUUGAUAUAGCUCUCAAAGAAUAUAAUAAAAAACAGAUCACGCAGCUCAACUCACUGAUCCAUAUGCUGCUGGGAGAUUUGACGCCGGGGGACAGACAGAAAAUUAUGACCGUCUGCACCAUUGACGUCCACGCCCGAGAUGUCGUGGCUAAUCUCAUCACUCAAAAGGUGACAACAGGACAAGCUUUCGCAUGGCUCUCCCAGUUGCGCCAUCGUUGGGACGAUGAAACGCGACAUUGUUACGUUGACAUCUGUGACGCCCAGUUCCGCUUCAGUUAUGAAUACCUGGGUAACACCAACAGGCUGGUCAUCACACCUCUUACUGACAGGUGCUACAUAACACUGACCCAGUCCCUCCAUCUCACGAUGAGUGGUGCCCCCUCUGGGCCGGCUGGUACUGGUAAGACCGAGACCACCAAGGAUUUGGGACGUUCCCUGGGCAUUAUGGUUUAUGUGUUCAACUGUUCAGAGCAAAUGGACUACAAGUCUAUUGGGAACAUUUAUAAAGGUCUGGCUCAGACUGGAGUGUGGGGCUGUUUUGACGAAUUCAACAGGAUCUCUGUGGAAGUUCUCUCCGUUGUGGCUGUGCAGGUCAAAACCAUACAGGACGCAGUACGCAACAAAAAACACAAGUUCCAUUUCCUUGGAGAAGAAAUCGAGCUGAAGCAAACAGUGGGAAUCUUCAUCACGUUGAACCCAGGUUAUGCAGGCAGGGCUGAGCUCCCGGAGAAUCUCAAGGCUCUCUUCAGGCCUUGUGCCAUGGUGAUCCCGGACUUUGAGCUCAUCUGUGAAAUCAUGCUGGUGGCGGAGGGGUUCAUAGAUGCUCGUCUACUGGCACGCAAGUUCAUCAGCCUCUACACGCUCUGUAAAGAACUUCUGUCCAAACAGGAUCAUUAUGAUUGGGGUUUAAGAGCCAUCAAAUCCGUUCUGGUGGUGGCUGGCUCACUGAAGCGAGAGGAGCGUAGCAGACCUGAGGAACAGGUGCUGAUGCGGGCGUUAAGGGACUUCAACCUGCCAAAGAUCGUGACCAAUGAUGUGCCCAUAUUUCUUGGUCUUAUGAGUGACCUCUUCCCUCAGUUGGAUGUUCCACGUAAAAGAGACCCUGAAUUGGAAAAUGCUGUACGACAAUCACUUAGUGAGCUGAGCCUUCAGCCAGAAGAAAACUUCAUACUGAAGGUAACUCAGUUGGAGGAGCUGCUGACCGUCAGACACUCAAUAUUUGUCGUGGGUGGACCAGGAACUGGAAAGAGCCAGAUCUUGAAGACCCUCCAUAGAACCUAUGCAAACAUGAAGAUGAAGCCAGUGUGGUAUGACAUCAACCCGAAAGCCGUGACCACAGAUGAGUUGUUUGGAUAUCUGCACCCUGCCACCAGAGAGUGGAAGGAUGGCGUGUUCUCGACUACCAUGAGAGAACUGACUUCAGUUACCCACGACGGCCCCAAAUGGAUCGUUCUAGACGGGGACAUUGACCCCAUGUGGAUCGAGUCGCUAAACACAGUCAUGGAUGACAACAAGGUACUGACUCUGGCCAGUAAUGAAAGGAUCAGUUUGUCCUCCUCCAUGCGUCUGCUCUUUGAGAUUUCCCACCUGAAUGCCGCCACACCAGCAACCGUGUCCAGAGCGGGAAUCCUCUACGUCAACCCCCAGGACGUGGGCUGGACCUCUUUUGUCACAAGUUGGAUAGAGACCCGGCAGGCCCAGUCAGAGCGAGCUAACCUCACUAUUCUGUUUGACAAGUACGUUCCGUACUGUCUGGAGCAAGUACGCUGCAACCUGAAAACUAUCACUCCUAUUCCGGAAAACAGCAUGGUGCAAACACUGUGCUCCUUGUUGGACUGCCUGCUGACAGAUGACAAUGCUCCUCCUGACUCCCCCAGAGAACUUUAUGAGAGUUACUUUGUCUUCGCCUGUGUGUGGGCUUUUGGAGGAGCCCUCUUCCAGGAUCAUCUUCAUGACUACCGUGCUGAAUUCAGCCGCUGGUGGUCAAAAGAAAUGAGAGCUGUCAAGUUUCCCUCCCAAGGAACCGUCUUUGACUAUUUUAUCGAUCCGGAGACCAAAAGAUUCACACCCUGGAGUGAGAAGAUGGUUCCUUUUGAGCUGGAGCUCGAUGUGCCUUUGCAGACAGUGCUUGUCCACACCCCAGAAACUAUCCGUCUGACUUAUUUCAUGGACCUCCUACUCAACAGAGGCAAACCCAUUAUGCUAGUAGGCAACGCAGGAGUAGGGAAAACUAUCCUCGUGUCUGAUAAAAUCUCCAAACUGAAGGAGGACUACAUGGUGGCUAAAGUCCCUUUUAACUACUAUACCACCUCAGCGAUGCUGCAACGUGUACUGGAGAAACCACUCGAGAAGAAAGCAGGUCGAAAAUUUGGACCUCCUACCACCAAGAAACUCAUCUACUUCAUUGAUGACCUCAACAUGCCCAAGGUGGACGUGUACGGGACCGUCCAGCCUCACACGCUCAUACGUCAGCACCUGGAUUAUAACCACUGGUAUGAUAGACAAAAGCUGGUACUGAAAGACAUUUAUAACUGCCAGUACAUCACCUGUAUGAACCCAACAGCCGGGAGCUUCUCUAUUAACCCUCGACUGCAGAGACAUUUCUCCGUCUUUUCGGUCCAUUUCCCCGGCGCUGAUUCAUUGGCCACUAUCUUCUCCAGUAUCUUGUCGGCUCACUUCCUGCAGGGUGGAUUCAGCUACGGCGUCUCACGAUCGGUCGGACCGCUCGUACAGGCUGCCGUCUCUUUGCACCAAAAAGUCAGUCAGAACUUUCUGCCCACUGCAAUUCGCUUCCAUUACAUUUUCAACUUGAGAGACCUUGCCAAUAUCUUCCAGGGCAUCCUGUUUGGCCAGCCCGAGUGCAUUCGAUACCCCAUGGACCUUGUUCAUCUGUGGCUUCAUGAGAGUUCCAGGGUGUACUCAGAUAAACUGAUGGAAGAGAAAGAUGUGGAGCUCUUCAACAAAAUCCUGCUGGACACUGGCAAGAGAUACUUUGAGGGAAUCGAUGAGUCCAUUUUCAUCCACCAGCCUUUGGUGUACUGUCACUUUGCUCAAGGGGUGGGAGAGCCUCGCUAUCACCUGGCAUCAGACUGGGAGAAACUCCAAAAGAUGCUCGUUGAUGCUCUGGAGCAUUAUAAUGAGCUGCAUGCUGUGAUGGACUUGGUGCUGUUUGAAGAAGCUAUCCAGCAUGUAUGUCGAAUCAGCCGCAUCCUGGAAGCUCCCUACGGUAAUGCCCUGCUGGUGGGGGUCGGCGGCAGCGGGAAGCAAAGUCUCUGUCGGCUGGCUGCCUUUCUCAGCACGCUUGAAGUCUUCCAGAUUACGCUGCGUAAAGGCUACGGCUUCAAUGACCUUAAAAGCGACAUAGCAGCGUUGUAUAUGAAGGUCGGAGUGAAGAACAUUGGCACGGUCUUCCUUUAUACGGAUGCGCAGGUUCCCGAUGAAAGUUUCCUGGUGCUCGUCAAUGACUUGCUGGCUUCGGGGGACAUCCCAGACCUGUUCAGUGAUGAAGAAGUGGACACAAUUUUGACAUCAAUGCGAAUGGAGCUGCGAGGUUUAGGACUUCUGGAUUCCAGAGACAAUUGCUGGAGCUUCUUCAUUGAGCGAAUACGAAGGCAGCUCAAGGUUGUGUUGUGUUUUUCUCCCGUGGGUUUCACACUGCGGACACGAGCGCGGAAGUUUCCGGCUCUGGUGAACUGCACAGCCAUUGAUUGGUUCCACCCUUGGCCUCAGCUCGCUUUGCAGUCUGUCAGCACCACUUUCAUAGAGAAGAUACCUGGACUGGAGCCUAAUGUGAGGACGCCCAUCAGUGAGUUCAUCUCCCACGCCCACACCAGUGUCAAUGAGGUCAGUGCCAAGUACCAGCAAAAUGAGAAGCACUACAACUACACCACGCCAAAGAGUUUCCUGGAGUUCAUGAAGCUUUACAGCAACCUGUUGGGGAAGAAACGAACAGAGCUCAGUCAGAAGACGGAGAGAUUAGAGAACGGCCUGCGGAAGCUGCAGAGCACCGCCUCGCAGGUGGAGGAUCUUAAAGCUAAACUAGCGACGCAGGAGGUAGAACUGUGUCAGAGGAACACGGACAUUGAGGCUCUCAUUGCUCAAAUAGGACAACAGACAGACAAGGUCAACCAAGAGAGAGCUGUGGCUGAUGCUGAGGAGCAAAAGGUGGAGGCCAUUCAAGCUGAGGUGAGCAAACAGCAGCGAGAGACAGAAGAGGACCUAGUCAAGGCUGAACCUGCCCUCCAGGCCGCCAAUGCGGCCCUCAAUACACUCAAUAGGUUGAAUCUGACCGAGCUGAGAACGUUCCCAAACCCUCCGGUGAUCGUCACCAACGUCACAGCAGCGGUUCUGGUGCUGCUCGCUCCUCAGGGCAAGAUCCCCAAAGAUCGUAGCUGGAAGGCUUCCAAGGUGGUCAUGAGCAAGGUGGACGACUUCCUGCAGGCCCUCGUGAACUUUGACAAGGAGCACAUCCCUGAGGCCACAGUAAAGGUUGUGAGGGAUGACUACCUUAGUGACCCCGAGUUCAACCCUGAAUUUGUGCAUCACAAAUCUUCCGCUGCCGCUGGGCUCUGUGCCUGGGUGAUCAAUAUGAUCCGCUUCCAUGAGAUUUUUGUAUUCUGUGAGGUGGAGAUGAAGAGGAAGUGUCUGUCGCAAGCCAACGCUGACCUCGCCGAGGCCGCAGAGAAGCUCCGGGUCAUCAGGAAGAAACUGGCUGAAUUAGACAGCAGCCUGGAAGCUUUGACCGGCGAAUAUGAGAAAGCCACAUCAGAGAAACUGCGUUUUCAGAAAGAAGUGAACUCCACCAACAAGACGAUUGAAUUAGCCAAUCGGCUAGUCAAAGGGUUACAGAGUGAAAACGUACGUUGGGCCCACUCAGUGGCUCAGUACCAUGAGCAGGAGGCCACGCUUUCUGGAGAUGUCCUCCUAACCGCAGCUUUCAUAUCCUAUGCUGGUUCCUUCUCCAAGAAGUACCGCAGGGAGCUGGUGGACAGCCUAUGGAGGCCUUUCCUCCGCAGCCAGAAGAUCCCCAUUCCCAUGACAGCCGACUUGGAUCCUGUGUGCAUGCUGACCGACGGUGCCAUGGUAGCCCAGUGGAACAAUGAAGGCUUGCCAGGAGAUGAAAUGUCCACCCAGAAUGCCACCAUCCACACUAAUUGUGAACGCUGGCCCCUCCUCAUUGACCCUCAGCUACAAGGCAUCAAGUGGAUCAAGAGUCGCUAUGGCAACAGCCUCAAGGUUGUCAGUCUGAGUCAAAAAGGUUACGUGGAUGUGAUCGAGCGAGCCGUCGUGGCUGGAAAUACCGUGCUCAUCGAGAAUAUAGAGGAGACGCUUGACCCGGUUCUUGACCCGCUCUUGGGUCGACACACAAUCAAAAAGGGCAGUUUUAUCAAGGUGGGCGACAAGGAGUGCGUCUUUCAUCCUGGCUUCAGACUCAUCCUUCAUACCAAAUUGGCCAACCCUCACUAUAAGCCAGAAAUUCAGGCUCAGACCACUCUUAUUAAUUUUACUGUGACCAGGGAUGGACUGGAGGACCAGCUCCUUGCUCAAGUUGUCAACCAGGAGAGGCCGGACCUUGAACAUCUCAAGAGCGAACUGACAAAGCAGCAGAACAUCUUUAAGAUUGAGCUGAAGCUUCUGGAGGACGAGCUGCUGACAAGGUUGUCUGCAGCCGAGAGUAACUUUCUGGGUGAUAAUUUGCUGGUAGAGAAGCUCGAGAGCACCAAGCACACAGCCGCUGAGAUUGAGAUGAAGGUGGUGGAAGCUAAAGUCAACGAGGUGAAGAUCAACCAAGCCAGAGAACAUUACCGUCCAGUGGCUGUCAGAGCGUCACUGCUCUACUUUAUCAUGAACGACCUCAACAAGAUCAACCCCAUGUACCAGUUUAGCCUCAAGGCAUUCAACAUGGUCUUCCACAAAGCGGUGGACAUGGUGGAGCCCUGCGAGGACGUGACCAACAGAGUGAAAACGCUUAUCGAUUGUGUGACAUAUUCCACCUUCAAUUACAUCAGCAUGGGACUCUUUGAGAGGGACAAGCUCACAUUUGCGGCACAAUUGGCUUUUCAGUUGCUCCUAAUGAGUAAGAAGAUAGAUGUGCGUGAGCUUGACUUUCUGUUACGCUUCAACAUCGAUCACUCUUACCUAAGCCCUCUGGACUUUCUCUCCAACACUACGUGGAGCGCCAUCAAGGUGAUGAGUUUCACUGAUGAGUUUCGAGGUCUGGACCGAGACAUUGAAGGCUCUCCUAAGCGCUGGAAGAAAAUGGUGGAAUCCGAGUGUCCAGAGAAGGAGAAGUUCCCUCAGGAGUGGAAAGGCAAAAGUUCCCUGCAGAAACUCAUCAUGAUGAGAGCUCUGAGACCUGACCGCAUGACAUAUGCUGUCAAGAACUUUGUGGAGGAGAAGCUUGGGGUGAAAUAUACAGAAGGCCGUAAGACAGAAUUUGCAAAGUCUUUCAGAGAAAGUGGUCCAGCUUCUCCCAUGUUCUUCAUCCUAUCUCCUGGAGUGGACCCUCUUCAAGAUGUAGAGUCGCUUGGGAGAAAGCUGGGCUUCACCAUCGACCUUGGCAAGCUUCACAACGUGUCCUUGGGUCAGGGGCAAGAAGCAGUGGCUGAGGUUGCCAUGGAAACCGCUGCAAAGGAGGGUCACUGGGUUAUAUUGCAGAACAUCCAUCUGGUUGCUCGCUGGCUGGGCUCACUAGAGAAGCUUCUCGAGCGCUACUGCGAAGGCAGUCAUCCCGACUACAGAGUAUUUAUGAGCGCUGAGCCCGCGCCAAGCACCCAGGAACACAUCAUCCCUCAGGGCAUUCUAGAAAAUUCCAUCAAGGUCACUAAUGAGCCUCCAACAGGAAUGCAUGCUAACUUACAUGCAGCUCUGGAUAACUUUGACCAGGGCAUGUUGGACCAGUGUAGCCGCGAGCAGGAGUUUAAGACCAUCCUAUUCUCUCUGUGUUACUUCCAUGCCUGCGUGGCUGAGCGGAGGAAGUUCGGACCUCAGGGAUGGAACAGGAAAUACCCUUUUAAUACCGGAGACCUCACCAUAUCGGUGAAUGUCCUCUACAACUACCUGGAGGCUAAUGCACAGGUGCCAUGGGAGGACCUGCGAUAUCUUUUUGGUGAGAUCAUGUACGGAGGACACAUCACGGAUGACUGGGACCGAAGACUCUGCAGAACGUACCUGGAAGAAUACAUGCAGACCAACCAGUUUGACAGGAAGCUUGCAUUGGCUCCUGGAUUUUUGGUUCCAUCCAACCUGGACUACAAGGGCUACCACGACUUCAUAGAUGAGAUGCUGCCCCACGAAAGUCCCGUGCAUUACGGGCUGCACCCCAACGCAGAAAUUGACUUCCUGACCGUGAUGUCAGAUAAUCUUUUCCGCACCCUGCUGGAGCUACAGUCUCCUGAUGCUGUGAUAGGGGAAGGGACCUCUGGGACACUGGAGGAGAAGGUGAAAACCGUAUUGGAUGAGGUUCUGGAGAAGCUUCCAGAGCAGUACAGCAUGACCGACAUCACCGCCAAGACAACUGAAAGGUCUCCAUACAUCCUGGUUUGCUUCCAGGAGUGUGAGCGUAUGAACAUGCUCAUCGGCGAGAUACGGCGCUCACUCAAGGAGCUUGACCUGGGACUGAGAGGAGAACUUGCAAUCUCCCCCGAGAUGGAGAAGCUCCAGGUGGCUUUGUUUCUUGACAAUGUUCCUGACGCUUGGACCAAGCUGGCCUAUCCGUCCACCUACACCCUCGCCACAUGGUACAAUGAUGUGUUGCAGCGUUGUAAAGAGUUAGACAGCUGGACUCAGGAUUUAUCACUACCCACUGUUGUGUGGCUUAGUGGACUCUUCAACCCACAGUCCUUCCUCACUGCCGUGAUGCAGAGCUUGGCUCGUAAGAACGAGUGGCCCCUGGAUAAAGUCAACCUGACUGUGGACGUGACCAAGAAGUUUAAGGAGGAGUUCAACCAGCCUGCAAGAGAGGGCGCUUAUGUAUAUGGACUUUACAUGGAAGGAGCCAGAUGGGAUACUCAAGCCGGGGUGAUCACAGAAGCGCGUUUAAAGGAGCUGACCCCAGCCAUGCCCGUCAUCUCUGUCCGAGCUGUGCCCAACGACCGACAGGAGACCAGGAACAUCUACGAGUGUCCUCUUUAUAAGACCAAGAUCAGAGGGCCCACAUAUGUGUGGACUCUGAGCCUGAAAACAAGGGAACGCCCUGCCAAAUGGAUCCUGGCCGGAGUGGCUUUGCUGCUUAGCGUGUGACUUGUUUUUUUUUUUUUUUUUUUGGUGAGUGUGUCUCUCU